GUGAAGGAGAAGGAGGGAGGUGCUACGUCAUGCUUGAUGUUUGGGGGAGUGAGGCGAGGAGGAGGGAGUGGGAGGAUAGGGAGGGCGCACGGCUGUUGAGGAGGAAGUGGGAGGAGAGGGCGACGGGGGGUAUGCGUACUUGGUUUGUUAGGUUGAGGCUGUGUAAGAGGGGGGAUAGGGAUUUGUAAGGGGCUGGAUGGGUUGACUUAGCUGGUAGUGGUGGGGAUUGUAUUUAUAGGGUUUGAUACGGCAUGUAUGGGUUAAUGUGCUUGUUAUCUAGCCAAUUUA
Molecule: messenger RNA, 288 nt
Organism: Aspergillus steynii IBT 23096
Lineage: Eukaryota; Fungi; Ascomycota; Eurotiomycetes; Eurotiales; Aspergillaceae
Exons: 1
Coding region: 30-188 (52 amino acids)
Source: RefSeq, a predicted model, not a curated record